This is a messenger RNA of Penicillium angulare, 2823 nucleotides long. Its product is annotated as ssDNA endodeoxyribonuclease RAD1. The transcript is spliced from 7 exons. Gene Ontology annotation, biological process: nucleotide-excision repair involved in interstrand cross-link repair; resolution of meiotic recombination intermediates; double-strand break repair via homologous recombination. Bases 1 to 2823 code for a protein of 940 amino acids. Gene Ontology annotation, molecular function: single-stranded DNA endonuclease activity; single-stranded DNA binding; damaged DNA binding. Lineage: Eukaryota; Fungi; Ascomycota; Eurotiomycetes; Eurotiales; Aspergillaceae. The record is from RefSeq and is a predicted model, not a curated record. Gene Ontology annotation, cellular component: nucleotide-excision repair factor 1 complex.
AUGUCUGAACGUCCCACUCCGCCAGUGAAGCUGUCACUGCCUCUGCAAUACCAGCAGGAUAUCUUUACCGAUUUACGUGCCGACGAUGAAUUGGUCGUGCUUGCCCGCGGCCUGGGGCUAUUGCAGCUGAUUACGAAUUUCCUUCACUUCCACGAUGCCGCUGGUAAUAAUCUUGUGUUGGUGGUGGGCGCAGAUGACAGGGAGAAUGAGUGGAUUGGAGAGGCAUUGUCGGAGCACAAUGACCGCACAAAGUCUCCAUUGGCUAGGGGACUACGGGUGAUUAAUACUGAGAAAGCAACAGUGCCUGUUCGUGAGGGGAUCUAUUCCAGAGGCGGUAUUCUGAGUGUGACGUCCAGAAUACUCGUUACCGAUUUACUGUCAAAGUUGCUUGACCCUGAAAAGGUAACAGGUAUGGUCAUCUUGCAUGCGGAUAAAGUUGUUGCGACAUCCCUCGAAGCGUUCAUCGUGCGCAUCUACCGUCAAUCGAAUAAACGCGGAUUCUUGAAGGCAUUCUCGGAAGCUCCAGAACCAUUCACCACGGGGUUCGCUCCGCUGGCUAAUAUGUUACGCAAUCUUUUUCUCCAAAAAGCAUCACUGUGGCCUAGAUUUCAUAUUACUGUAUCUGAGGCGCUAGAAGGUGAUCGUAAAGCAGAAGUCAUUGAAUUGGAAGUUCCAAUGAGCUCUAAAAUGCGGGAAAUUCAAAAUGCAGUUCUGGAGUGUGUUGAGAUGAGCGUUGCCGAACUGCGCAAGGCCAACACAGGCUUGGACAUGGAGGAAUGGACAUUGGACAGUGCCUUGCACAGGAAUUUUGCUCCGGCGAUCAGAAGACAGCUGCAAACCAUUUGGCAUCGGGUGACUCACCGAACCAAGCAAAUCGUUAGUGAUUUGGAAGCUCUCCAGUCUAUUCUUCAUGCUUUGCUUACAUAUGACGCGGUAUCUUUUGUGAAAUUCUUGGAUACAAUCGCAACGGCCAAUGCUCCACCACCUGGUUCCAACUCACAUAACUACUCGCCAUGGCUUUUUCUUGAUGCGGCGCAUGUUCUGUUCCAAACCGCAAAGUCAAGAGCGUACGAAGGAAAGAUUGAUGCAUCAUCUUCAACUACGUUUUCAGCUGCACUGAAACCUGUCCUUGAGCCUCUUCCCAAAUGGAAUGUGCUGGCAGAGGUCUUACAAGAAAUUGAGCACGAUGCUUAUUUACAUCCAAUCAAUGUCGACGAAUCAAAUAGCACAAUUUUGAUCAUGUGUAAUGAAUUGAAAACGGCCCAUCAGCUCCGCGAGUAUAUUGGCACCAUGCACACGAAAAUUGGGCAAGUGUCACAUCCCGGCGAAGAAGACGACUCCACGACCGACGAGUCUUCAGCAGAUGUUAUGAUGAGACGUCGCCUACGAAGCUACCUUGACUGGAAGAAAUCACUUUCUAACGUCAACCGGAAUCUGUCACAAGCUGGAGAGGAGUCCACGAAUUCGAGCGGAACGCCUGGGGCUCAAAGGCCGCAAGGUAGGCCUCCACCUAACAAGCGCCGGCGUGUACGAGGCGGAGGUGCAGUCAACUCGGCAGCCGCGCGUGUACCAAACAGCAGUGUUCAAACAGAAGUUGAACAACCGACUGAAGUUAUCAAUCUGCUUAAUGAUCUUCAGCCAACCGAGGUUGAGGAGACACAAAAGAUCGAAAUCGACAUUGAUGAUCUCGAGGACAUGGAGGACUACUACGAAUUUUAUGAAAUGAACGAUCUCGUGGUCGUCCAUCCCUACGAUGGCGACAUGGAUGAGCAGCUUCUAGAGGAACUUCGACCUCGCUACAUAAUCAUGUACGAGCCGGAAUCGGCAUUUAUUCGCAGGGUGGAAGUCUACCGUAGCUCCCAUUCGGGGAGGAAUGUGAAAGUGUACUUCAUGUACUAUGGCGGAUCGGUCGAAGAGCAACGAUAUCUGAGCGCUGUGCGCCGGGAAAAGGAUUCAUUUACCAAGUUGAUUAAAGAGAAGGGUAAUAUGGCUGUAACUUUGACCCACGACAAGAGUGCGCAAGACCCACAAGAACAGUUCCUCCUGGUGGUCGAUGUACGCGAAUUCCGAAGUGCCCUUCCAUCUCUCUUGCACGGCAACAAUAUGGUUGUUAUUCCAGUCCAACUUACAGUGGGCGAUUAUGUUCUCACACCGGACAUUUGUGUGGAACGAAAAUCCAUUCAAGAUCUCAUGCAGUCUCUCAGAAAUGGUCGCUUGUAUAAUCAAGCUGAAACUAUGCUCCAGUACUACAAAAGCCCACUUCUGUUGAUCGAAUUCGAUCAAAACAAGGCAUUUACAUUCGAUGCCUUCGCGACUGGGAGUGUCAGAACCGAGUCUGGAUUUUCUUCUACCGGCGCUGCAACUAGUUCCGUAAGCAGUUCGAUAUCAAACCCAUCGAACCCCAAGGGUGCCCAGCAUUUGCUGGUCAUCCUCACGCUUGCAUUCCCACGUCUCAAGAUUAUCUGGUCGUCAUCGCCAUAUCAAACCGCGGAGAUAUUUGCGGAACUAAAAAAGAACGCUCAUGAGCCUGAUCCCCUCCGCGCUGUGCAAAUUGGGUUAGAUGAAGAUUUGACCAAUUCCAGUGGCUCGGGUAACGUUAUGGCUGCAGCUUGGAUUGAGCCCCGUACCUUCAACCAGUUGCCACAGGAUAUGCUGCGAACUGUGCCUGGUGUUACCCCUGCGGCACUUGAGCGUCUUAUUUUGGAGACGGAGAAUAUAAGUGAAGUAGCUAAUAUGGAUAUUGAACAACUAGACCCAUUGGUUGGGAAAGAAGCUGCACGGAAAAUAGUGGCUUUUUUCCAGAAGAGUGUUUUUGACGACUGA